AUGGCUGGAAAAAAUUUUGGUUCAAUAGCAUUUUUAAUACUUUUUUAUGUAGUUCUUCUAAAUUAUCAGCCUACAAAUUCUUAUAAUAUUACCACAUAUAAUGAUAAUGAAGCUGGUCUUCAUGUAUUUAAUUCAUUGUUUUAUAGAGAUGGAACUCUAGUUAUUUAUAUGGUUAAACCUAUUAAUGAAGCAUGCAUUGAACCAAAAUUUUAUAUUAGAAAUAAUACAUUUAUUGCUAUUAUACCCAAUGAAAAUGAUAAUAAAAGUUGGGACUUAAUUUCAACUGAAAUUCCUAAAUUCCUACCAGAUGAUAAAGGAUAUAGUAAUCCAAAUAUUGGAACAACUUACCCAUUAAUAAAUGGAGUAAUAGGAAUAGCAAGUCAAGAAAUCAAUGUAACAUACAAUACACCAAUAGUUCCAUCUAUUAACAAUAUUUCAAUAUAUCAAAUAAAUAAUAAUGAUCAAGUCAUUUUGAGGCAAUCAUUCCCAGCUGAUUCCUCAUAUUGUAAAAUAAGUGAUGAUAAAAAAAGCUUGAUUAUUCAAAUCUUAACAAGUACAUUUAACCUUCCCAAUACAAGCUAUUAUGUAGUAGUUGAGGAUGGUGCAUUAAAAUUAUCUUCUACUGGCCAACCAUUGAUUGGAAUUCGUAAAAAUAUAUGGAAAUUUACUACAGAUAAUUUGGCUAUUAAAUAUGCAGAUCCAGCAAAUGGUAUUUUAAGACUCGAUGUAGAGGGGACAAAUUUAUUUAAUAAUUUAAAUUCAACAAGUAAACCUGAAUUUAUUAAAAAUUUAAAAAGUGAAUUUGCCAAUUUAACACCAAUCAACCCAACUCGUUUGAAUUUUAUUAAAGAUCAGAUGGAUUAUUCAACAUCACCACCAACUUUAUUGUUAUCAUUUGAGAUUUUAAAACCUAAUGAUAAUGAAGAUCCACAUGAAAUAAAUGUUUCCCAA
This is a messenger RNA of Entrophospora candida, 951 nucleotides long. The record is from the annotation of a GenBank genome assembly. Lineage: Eukaryota; Fungi; Glomeromycota; Glomeromycetes; Entrophosporales; Entrophosporaceae.